AAGGCCAGCCGACGACUUGAAAUUAUCAUACCUUAUAUGUAACAAGGAAUAUAUUCAUUCAGAAGAUUAUUUCCAAUAAAUGAAACAAUAAUUAAUAAAUCUUCCAAAUCAUACAAUGGACUCACGCUUCUUCUUCUUCUGCUUUCUGCUUCUACUGCUCAAUUUGGAUUACACGGUGGUGUUGGUUAAUGGCAGCGGAGCAGGAGUAUUCAAAGUUAGUUACAAAUUCGCCGGUUCGGAGAGGACUCUUAGUGCUCUUAGAGCUCACGAUGUACGUCAUCUCAAUAUCCUCGCCGGCGUUGAUCUCCCUCUUGGCGGAACAGGCCGUCCCGACGCCGUUGGACUCUACUAUGCUAAAAUAGGUAUUGGAACACCCCCCAAGGAUUACUAUGUGCAAGUUGAUACAGGGAGUGACAUAACAUGGGUUAAUUGCAUCCAAUGCCACGAAUGCCCCAAAAGGGGCUACCAUGGCAUAGAACUCACCCUUUAUGAUCCAAAUGACUCUCUUACUGGGAAACUGGUAACAUGUGAUCGAGAAUUCUGCAAGGAGAUAUCGAGAAGCUCGUUUUCAGGUUGCAGUGCAAAUUCAUCUUGUUUGUACACUGAGGGUUAUGGUGACGGGAGCUAUAGCAUGGGCUAUUUUGUAGAAGACAUUGUCCAGUAUGAUCGAGUCUCUGGUGAUCUUCAAACCAAAUUGGCAAAUGGAAGUGUUAUUUUUGGAUGUGGUGCCAGAUCUAAGGAUCUAGGAUCAUCUGAUGAUGCGCUUGAUGGAAUACUUGGUUUUGGAAAAACAAAUUCAUCCAUGAUUUCACAGCUAGCAUCUUCUGGAAGAGUAAGAAAGAUGUUUGCACAUUGUUUAGAUGGCGUGAAUGGUGGAGGCAUCUUUGCCAUUGGGCAUGUUGUUCAACCACAAGUGAACACAACGCCACUGGUACCAAAUCAGCCCCAUUACAAUGUCAAUAUGACUGCAGUUCAAGUUGGUCUGGAUUAUCUGAAUCUUACAACAGAUAUAUAUACGGCCGGGGACAAUAAUGGGGCAAUAAUUGAUAGUGGUACCACCUUGGCAUAUCUUCCUGAGGUGAUUUAUGUACCAUUAGUGAAAAAGAUACUCUCCUGGCAGAUGGAUUUGAAACUGCGAACUCUUCAUGACAUAUACACUUGCUUUGAUUAUUCAGGAAGCGUUGAUGAUGCGUUUCCUCCUGUCACUUUUCAUUUUGAAAACUCGCUUCAUCUGAAGGUUUAUCCUGGCGAAUAUCUGUUCCCUUUUGAAGACUUGAUGUGUCUUGGUUUUCAAAAUAGCGGAAUGCAAUCCCAGGAUAAACAGAACAUUACUCUUUUAGGAGAUUUGGUUCUUUCAAAUAAGCUGGUCCUCUAUGAUCUUGUAAACCAAACUAUUGGAUGGACUGAAUAUAACUGCUCGUCAAGUAUUAAGGUGAAGGACGAACUUACUGGGUCAGUACAUCUAGUCGGUGCUCACUCUCUAUCCCGAGGUUGCAUUCUCAAUGUCCCAAUGGUUCUGUUCUCUUUGCUGCUAAUGGCUUUACUGCACGGUUUUUUAACCGAACUGCUAUAGCUAUUGUGAAUAUCACAGAACAAAAUACUUGAAGAUAGAAAACGUUGGAGUUGAAGAAAACUCAUAAUCGAAACAAAUGGCUGCUUAAAAUUGUGCAUCAUUUAACAAUAGGAAGAGAUAGGAAUUUAACAAUAACAUCAUAAAUUUUUUCAGUUUGAGCAAUCUAAAAUACAAUGUCCAUUUUUGUAAACAUAGGACUGCAUGAUGUAAAUAAUCCAGUGUACAUAUAUUACAUGUUUGGUAUGAACUAUUAUUCUACCGUAAUGGAUGAUAUAAGUGGCCAAAAUUUAGCUCU
This is a messenger RNA of Olea europaea var. sylvestris, 1868 nucleotides long. Its product is annotated as aspartic proteinase-like protein 2. The transcript has 10 exons. Gene Ontology annotation, molecular function: aspartic-type endopeptidase activity. The record is from RefSeq and is a predicted model, not a curated record. Gene Ontology annotation, biological process: proteolysis. NCBI's taxonomy places the organism in Eukaryota, Viridiplantae, Streptophyta, Magnoliopsida, Lamiales, Oleaceae. Bases 116 to 1573 code for a protein of 485 amino acids.